Molecule: messenger RNA, 956 nt
Organism: Balaenoptera ricei (Rice's whale)
Lineage: Eukaryota; Metazoa; Chordata; Mammalia; Artiodactyla; Balaenopteridae
Gene: FAM181A
Product: family with sequence similarity 181 member A
Exons: 1
Coding region: 16-894 (292 amino acids)
Source: RefSeq, a predicted model, not a curated record
AGUGGUCCCCUGGUGAUGGCAUCCGACAGUGACGUGAAGAUGCUGCUGAACUUUGUGAACCUGGCAUCCAGCGACAUCAAGGCGGCCCUGGACAAGUCUGCACCCUGCCGCCGCUCGGUGGACCACCGCAAGUACCUGCAGAAGCAGCUGAAACGCUUCUCCCAGAAGUAUUCCCGGCUCCCGCGGGGCCUCCCCGGCAGAGGGGCCGAGCCUCACCUGAAAAGGGGGUCCGAGGACCGGCCUGGGAGGCUGCCCCUUGAUUCUGGCCACAGUUCCAGCCCCAGCGGGGGUGGGUGCUGCAAGGAGAAGGCGUUGGGGAACCCCUACAGGGAGGAGUGUCUCUCUAAGGAGCAGACCCUACACGGGCCGGAUCCAGAAGCUGCCAGGCCUGGCCAGGUGCCCAUGAGGAAAAGACAGCUGCCCGCUUCCUUCUGGGAAGAGCCACGGCCCACCCACAGCUACCCCAUGGGGUUGGAGGGGGGACUGGGCCCCAGGGAGGGACCUCCCUAUGAGGGUAAGAAACACCGCAAGGGCUUGGAGCCCCUGGGGCCCGAGACAGCCCCAGUGCCCGCAUCCCCAAGGGCACCCGCUGAAAAGGAGCCACUCAAGAUGCCUGGGGUCUCCCUGGUGGGCCGUGUCAAUGCCUGGAGCUGCUGCCCCUUCCAGUACCAUGGACAGCCUGUCUACCCAGGCCCUCCGGGGGCCUUGCCUCAGAGCCCACUCCCCAGCCUGGGCCUCUGGCGGAAAAGCUCGGCUUCCCCCGGCGAGCUGGCCCACUUCUGCAAGGAUGUGGAAGGCCCCGGGCAGAAAGUGUACAGACCCGUGGUUCUGAAGCCAAUCCCCACCAAGCCGGCCAUGCCCCCGCCCAUCUUCAACGUCUUUGGCUACCUCUAGCUGGGCUGGGAGGGCCUCGGUCCCCACCGCUGGCCUGCAGGGGUGUUGGGGACCCCGGGAGU